AUGUCCAGUACGACUGAUUCUGGAGGAAUCUCGAUAGAAUUUACUAGCGAGGAUGAUGAAGACAAUAAUGAAAACCGUCGAGACGUUUCUAGAGCUACCAGAAUUUCAAAAACAGCUGGCGAUAAGCCUCGGUCCCUUUAUUUAGUCCCAAAACCAACUGUAUCCCUUCAAACAAGCUUACUGAUCGAGUCGCUAAUUAAACAUAUAUGUAGCAUAUAUGAGAGCAACAGCCAAAAAGCAGAAAAAACAUAUAAACUUCUGUGUGAUAAAUUGUGCAGUAUGAAUCUAAUAGGAGAAAGUUACAGUAUGAAUGAAUUUGAAGGUAUUAGAAGUCAGUACCAAACAGCACUAUUCCAAUUUGUGAGAUCAGUAAAUGGUGGCAAUAAACCUUUGCCACUUAGUCCCAUUUGGCCUAAAGUAGAUAGUAGUUCUCAUUACUGUACUGAGUUUGAAGAGGUGGAUUAUAUUGCUGGUGGAGGAUUUGGAAAGGUGUUUAAAGUAAAACACAAAUUAGAUGGAACAGAAUAUGCUAUCAAAAAAAUUCCAAUACAGUCUGAAGGUAUUGAGUCAGUAAGAAAUUACCUUUCAGAAGUUAAAACAUUCGCUAGCAUGAAUCAUUCCAAUAUAGUACAAUACAAAGGUGCUUGGCUGGAAAUUGGGGCACCAAAAAGUACCAAAGUCAUUACCCACAAAACUAGUGAGUCUACACACCAAACAGACUACUUUUAUCACCAAGAAACUACUCAAUCGUUUAGUGAAAAAAGUGAAGAAGAUAGCACUGAUUUUCGAAUAAGUUUUGAACAUAGUGUUAGUGGAGCUACUUCUAAGAAAGAUCGCUCGUCCAAAACUGCUGGUAGAAAGAAGAGAAAAAGCCUAUCGGAAGGAGACGAUAUGGUAGUGUGUAAAUUGGACCUGAAGGAAAUAGAGAAGAUUAGAUCGCUCAAUAGAACGAAGGUAAAAUGGGCAACACUUUACAUCCAAAUGGCUUUGUGUCAGAUGACCCUAAAACAAUGGUUAGAACAGAGGAACUCGAUUUCUAAUCCUGACAAGGCGUUAGUUCCUAAAAAUGAACUGAAAAUUAGGAAUAACUAUAUUAAUCAAAUUCUUUUUCAAUUAUUAAAUGGUCUAGAAUAUAUUCACUCGAAAGACGUAGUCCACCAUGACAUUAAACCGAGCAAUAUUUUCAUUCAAAUGGAAAAUGGUCAGUUAUUGAUACAGCUAGGAGACUUUGGACUGGCUUGUCCACUUCAAAGCGUGAGGCAUAGUUUGGCGUUCGGGACGAAGCUGUACGCAGCUCCGGAACAGUUAGAAGGACAAUGUGAUAAAAUGAGCGAUAUGUAUUCCCUAGGAAUAGUUCUCUUCGAAUUAAUAGAAAAUUUUCGCACUGAUAUGGAACGAGUAAAAUCAAUUACAGAGCUGCGAAAUGGUCACACACCAACUCAUCUCUCGACGACACAUCCCCAAAUCGCCGAUAUGAUCAAAAAACUAAUCGUCAAUAGCCCCGACCUUAGACCAAACACGACAGCCCUUUUACAAACACUAAAACCCCAAAGCGAGGAAGUGGAACAGCUGAAGGUUGAAGUGGUGGAUCUACGUGAAGACAAUGCGGUGCUACGUCAAGAAAACGGGGUUCUACGGGAAGAAAUUACUGACCUGCGUGUAGAAAAUGCACACCUCAAAGAGUUGCUCAAAAUGCAUGGCAUUCAUAGUGUGUGA
Molecule: messenger RNA, 1716 nt
Organism: Diabrotica balteata
Lineage: Eukaryota; Metazoa; Arthropoda; Insecta; Coleoptera; Chrysomelidae
Source: the annotation of a GenBank genome assembly